UGCUCUUUUAAGUGGAUUUCUAAGUAGUGCCUGAUUAUCAGAAAAGUGGUCAUGGCUUCUAUACUUCCUCAGGCUUUCUCUUUCUCGCUUCUCUUUUCUCUUGUUUCUCUUCUGCCCCACCUAGACUUCUGCUCGUGCUCCAAUCGCAAACUUCUUAAUGCCUCUAACAGUAAUUCCAAUUGGUUACUGGGUGGAGCCACAUGGUAUGGAAGCCCUGAUGGUGCUGGAAGCGAUGGUGGAGCUUGUGGGUAUGGGAAUUCUGUGGAGCAAGCUCCCUUCUCCUCCAUGGUAUCAGCUGGAGGUCCUUCUCUAUUUAAGUCCGGCAAAGGCUGUGGUGCUUGUUAUCAGGUGAAAUGCACAGAUAAUGCAGCGUGCUCAGGGAAUCCGGUGACCGUAGUAAUUACAGACGAGUGCCCCGGGGGCCCGUGUCUCUCAGAGUCGGUUCAUUUUGAUAUGAGCGGAACUGCAUUUGGCGCAAUGGCGAUUUCUGGCCAAAGCAAUCAACUACGCAACGCUGGGCUUUUACAGAUACAGUAUCAAAGAGUUCAGUGUAACUAUCCAGGGGUAUCCGUGGCCUUCCAUGUCGACGCUGGUUCCAAUUCUUACUAUUUUGCUGUUGUAAUUGAGUUCGAGGAUGGAGAUGGCGAUCUGGGAGCGGUUGAUCUUCGAGAGGCGAUGGACUCGGAUACAUGGCUUCCCAUGCAGCAGUCGUGGGGUGCAGCUUGGAAGCUGAACUCUGGCUCUGAGUUGCGAGCUCCCUUCUCUCUCAAGCUUAAGGCGCUUGAAUCUGGCAAUACUCUGGUAGCGAGCGAUGUAAUUCCGGCCGGGUGGCAGCCCGGCGUUACGUACCGAUCUCUUGUCAAUUUCUGAAGACCAAAAUUCUAUUCAA
This is a messenger RNA of Nelumbo nucifera (sacred lotus), 889 nucleotides long. Its product is annotated as putative expansin-B2. The record is from RefSeq and is a predicted model, not a curated record. Gene Ontology annotation, biological process: sexual reproduction. Lineage: Eukaryota; Viridiplantae; Streptophyta; Magnoliopsida; Proteales; Nelumbonaceae. Gene Ontology annotation, cellular component: extracellular region.